Molecule: messenger RNA, 1257 nt
Organism: Penicillium cosmopolitanum
Lineage: Eukaryota; Fungi; Ascomycota; Eurotiomycetes; Eurotiales; Aspergillaceae
Exons: 3
Coding region: 1-1257 (418 amino acids)
Cellular component (GO): periplasmic space
Molecular function (GO): lyase activity
Source: RefSeq, a predicted model, not a curated record
AUGUUAUUUUCAAAAUUCAUGUUGUAUUCGAAAUUUGGCAUUCUCGCAGCUAUCAGUUUAUGUAAUGCCUUUACAGUCCUUCCAGAACCGAAUCGUCAGCUCGCCUCUACAGCUGCCAGCUUCAUACCGAUACCUACUCACGCUCCUAAAAGAUGGGUCCAUCCUGGCGUUUUUGUGAAUGCGAAGCAGCUGGAUUUCGUCAGCGAGAAGGUUGCUCGUAGCGCGGAGCCUUGGAGCAAUGCAUUUAGCAGCAUGAUGAACUACAAUUACUCAUCUCCAUCAAGAACUGCAGUCCCAUACAAGACCGUUGAGUGCGGGCCCACAUCUACGCCUAAUAUCGGUUGUUAUCAGGAGCGCGAAGAUUCUAUGGCAGCAUACAUCAAUUCGUUGGCAUAUUGGAUCACCAAGGAAAGGAAGUACGCAGAAAAGGCAAUCUAUUACAUGGACGCUUGGUCCAGCACGAUCCAAGGCCAUAGUAACUCCAAUUCUCCCUUGCAGGCAGCCUGGUCUGCUGCUAACUGGGUUCGUGCGGGUGAACUAAUGCGCUAUGCCCCUGGUGGAGGCUGGUCGCGGAAGGGCAUCCAAAAAUUCGAGAAUAUGUUGACGGAAGUCUAUCUCUCCAUUGUCUUACCGGGCGAUACGGCUAAUAAUGGCAAUUGGGACUUAGUCAUGAUGGAAUCUUCCCUCGGCAUUGCGGUAUUCACUGAAAACAAAACAACGUAUGAGGAUGCAAUGAGCAAAUUUGCGGGCCGAGUCCCUGCCUAUAUUUACUUGACUUCCGAUGGUCCGUACCCGGUGCCUGGCCGAGGUGUGAAAGACACCCCAGCGGCACUCAUUAAAUACUGGCAAGGACAGCAAUACUUCAAUAUCAGCGGCAUUACACAAGAGACUUGUCGUGACUAUGCCCAUACCAGCUAUGGAAUUUCAUCCAUAUCGCAUAUUGCUGAGACAUCUCGGAUACAGGGGGAGGAUCUAUGGCUUACAAAUUUAGGAGUACGAGUUGCAGCCGCUCUGGAGCUUCAUGCAUCGUUCGAAACCGGACAGGAACCGAUUCCCGACUUCAUCUGUGGUGGCCAUAUAGAGCGGUCUAUGGAUCCUGUUCUGGAGCCCUCCUACAAUGCGCUUGCUUAUCGCAUGCACAAACGGAUGCCAUAUACGCUUAGAUUCCUGAUGCAACAGCGACCCGCUGAGAUCGGAGAGCCGGAGCCAUUGUUCAUUGGGUUUGAGACCGUGACAAAUGCCAAAAUUCCAUUUUAA